CGGCAAUUGACUCACAAUUGGAGUUAGCGCUUUCUGGAGCUGAAAACCCGAGUUUCCUUCAUUUUUGGGUUAACAAACUCAGAGUUGUAGCUAAACCUGCUUCCUGGAAUAGGCCCUAGAAUCUGCUGGUUUGAUGCCUAACAUAGGUGCACCCUAACAUUUAUAAUUAUCAGAGAGAGUUAUUAUUAUUUUUGGUGCCUAUCAGUUUAUAUUAGUGAAUGCGUGACUGAGACGCAUUAACUUAAAGAGCUUUGUAAAAAGGCGCUUUUUGAAGUUCAGCACAGCGCAGAUCUGAUACAUUCAAUAUGGCGGACGCGCUGGCGCAGCGCAGCAUGGGCUGACCCGCUCAAUGUGACGUCUGCGUGCACAGGUCCGUGCUCGUGUCACCCACCUGUGUCCAUGAGAGCGAAGGAAGCAAGUGCAGAGAGCGGGAAGUUACACCUUCUGAAGUUUUAGAUAUCUGGCUUUGAUUGAGCAGCUUCACGAGCACAGAGGUGGACAUGGCGCAGAGAGUCCAGAGUGAGCGCGACCCUCGCGGGGGUUCAGAUGACAAAGAUCCCGUGAACAUAUUCAGAAGACUCGGCCCACCCAUAGUCGACGAACCGAAACCUGAAGCUGAUGUGCACCAGCCGAGAAAGAUUUCUAAGCCAUUUAUCAAUUUUAAGAUUGAAGUCGUUAACGAUAGCACAAAUAAAAGGAAACAGCAUGAUUCUAGUCCUGAUGCAACCCCGUUAAAAAAGCCCUUUGGUGCAAAGGCUUUGUCCCCUGACCUCGGGUGUUGUGUGGACUGCUGCAGCCCUCUUGCAAGACAGGACUCGGCGUCCUCUUUUGCCACCUCUAAUCCUGCACUGAUGCAUAAGACACAAGAUGUUGGGAGUGAAGAAACGGGGAGCUUUCAGCUGCUCUCAGAGAACCCAAAACCUAGGUCUUCCGUGGAUCCAGGAGGCAAAACAGAGACCAGAGCAGGAGAUUUGAUGUGUGAGAAGGUCCUCUUAAAUCCUUCACCUGCGUUUGACUACGAUGUGGACGACCUCUUGUCUCUCAAUCUUGGCAGUCCUGCGAGAUCUUUGGUAGAUCAAAAGAGCUGCGUGAGUCCAAGUAGUCAAAACGUUCGAGAUGAGCAGUUUCCCAACCUCUCAGUUGAGGUGGGAACAGCAGAUGGGCGAGGAGAUGAGGUGAAGAAAGAAAUGUGUCUCAGUGUGAAGGACGGGGAAGAAGAUGGAGGCUAUUUCUCUCUGUCCUGUAUAAAUGACCGUAAAGGAGGGGGGUGGGUGAACUCUGAGCAGCUUACAGCUAACUUAAACCCCUGUCUCAGGUCAGCUGAGGGUGACUGUCAUCCUCAAAGUUCAUCCACGCCACAGGUUCAUAACCCAGCCGUGACCUCUGGACACUUUACCGUCACAGUGGACGACUUAAGUCCCAGUGACAGCGGGCCUCUCUUGGAGCAUGUGGGCUCUAAGGUGAAUUGUUUGGAAAGUUGUGAUGUGGAGGAGGUGUGGGAUAUUGGUCCUCCAAUAUUUGAAUCCUCCAUCUGCCACAGCGAGACAGACAAUUUGAAAGCAGAGCAGAGCAGUCAGGUGUUGGAGGAGGUGCAGGAAUCUGUGACCAAGCCUGUCCACAGCACACCUGCCAGAGCAGACAGCACUGUGGAGACCAGCUGCGAAUCCACGCUUCCUCUCCAAGUGCAGGUGAAAUCCAAAGUGGUUGUUUCCAGCCAGCACCCCGACAGAAGCGCCCUGCUCGGCACUCCUGUUCCUGUGGCAAACAGACCCAUGGUCUUCAGCAGUGAGGUGGAGUGGGAGCGCCAUAAGAGGCUGUAUGUGCAUUCAGUGGUCAGCCACAUGUAUGAGAAUACGGGAGGGGAUAACGGUGUCACGUCUGAGCUCCAGAAUUUAAUGAGCAGCGUGGCUGACAAGUCAGCAGAGUGGCAGCAUCCCUCUGACCUCACCCGCAGACAUUACCGCAGACGCUUUGGGACUGCAGCAGAGAUCACGCUGUACGAAUGGCAAGCCAAGAACGGUCUGAUGCACAGGCGCUUUGAUAAGCUCCCAAAGAAGUUUGAGAGGAGUUCUCGUCCGUAAUCUGAGCUUUGUGGCUCAUAGACGGAGCUCAAAAAUUACACUUUACAGCCUUGAAUCUUUGAAUUUGUACAUAUAAAUGUGUAUACUUUAAUAUUAUCAUUGCUUUGUUUUUCUUUGUUCCUGCUUUUUUCUGUAAAUGCAUGCACACUCCUCUUUUUCUAAUUAAAAAAAAUAAUGCAUGUUUUCAGUGGUUUUUGGUUUUCUGAAGAUUAAUCGAGCGCUGGACGGCCGACACCGUCCUGCAGUGCAUUUAAGACUUGUGGUAUUUCCUAUAUUUAUGUCUGUUCACUCUCCAUCGUUAGUUUUUCAUCUGUUGCUGUUAAUUUGUGGCCUCUGGGUUUGUAAAGCGUCUGUUCCUGCAGAUGAAAACGUCUGCAGCAGAAUUGGAAAUUACAAACUUGGAAGAUGUUUUUUGUGCUUCUAUUAAGAACUUCAGUAAUUGAAAUGUUUUACCUUCAUUUUCAAACAGCUUAGACCCUGUGUGUGUGUCUGUGUGUCUGUGUCUGUGUGUGUGUGUGUGUGUUUGAAGACCAGCACACGUGUCCAUGUGGAAUCCAGUCAGACUUCAGGCUCGAUCCCUGUGUUUACAUUUUCUUUGGCUUUUCAUACUUUUUACUGUGGAUUUAUUGUGCUGCUUUUGUAGCCUUGUUUCGACGCCUUUAUUGCACCUAAUUUUUUAAAUUUAUUUUAUUUGUGGAGCCGUAUUUUCCAGCUUCUGCCUUAAAGUUACAUGAGACCCUCCACUGUGCUGACGCGUGUGCCCGUUUGUACCUGCAGCAGUGUUUUAAAGCCACAGUGAAGAACCGCUCCAGUAAAUAUCCCCACCCUAAUCUGCUGCCUCUGCCUGUUACAGUGUCAGUUUAAUGAAGCAGCAUCUCCACCUUCUUUAUAUUCACUCAGAUUCAGUAUUUCAAACAUUUUUGCUCAGUAAGUAACUUGUUAAUUGUGCGCUGCACCUGUUUGUUGUUAAUGUGGUUAAAUUGUUGAUUAAACUUGUUUUUCUUCC
Archocentrus centrarchus (flier cichlid) is the source of this 3087-nucleotide messenger RNA. RefSeq lists its product as uncharacterized. Bases 501 to 2081 code for a protein of 526 amino acids. The record is from RefSeq and is a predicted model, not a curated record. Gene Ontology annotation, molecular function: calcium-dependent protein binding. NCBI's taxonomy places the organism in Eukaryota, Metazoa, Chordata, Actinopteri, Cichliformes, Cichlidae. The transcript is spliced from 7 exons.